CUCAGCAAACAGCAGCAGGCAUCUGCCAAGAGCGCAGUCGUCUGUCAUGUUCCGCAAUCAGUACGACAACGAUGCGACCACAUUCUCCCCGCAAGGUCGCCUGCAUCAGGUAGAGUAUGCGCUCGAGGCCAUCAAACAAGGUUCCUGUGCGGUUGGCUUGCGCUCCGAUACGCAUGCAGCACUAGUCACACUCAAACGCAAUGCAGAAGACCUUGGAUCCUACCAAAAGAAAAUCAUCCGCAUUGACAAUCACCUUGGCAUUGCCCUGGCUGGUUUGGCUCCUGAUGCGCGUGUCUUGAGCAAUUACAUGCGACAGCAGGCCAUGUCUUCCAAGAUGAUUUACAACAGACCUUUACCCAUCCAGCGCAUUAGCGAUAGCCUGGCAGACAAGGCACAGCGCAACACGCAGCACUACGGCAAACGUCCAUACGGCGUCGGUCUCCUGAUUGCUGGCUAUGAUGAGCAAGGUCCGCAUCUCUUUGAAUUUGUGAGCAGUGGGACUGUGCUGGCUUACCGUGCAACAGCCAUUGGCGCACGCUCGCAGUCGGCGCGGACAUACCUUGAACGCAACGUGGAUGCGCUUGCUUCUUCCUCGAAGGAGGAGCUCAUCCUGCAUGGCUUAAGGGCACUACGAGAUUCGCUGGCUCAGGACAAAGAACUCACCACGGCGAAUACGAGUAUCGCACUGGUGGGUGAGGAUCAGGUAUUCACGGUGAUGGAAGGGGAAGAAUUGGUUCCUUGGUUGGAGAAGCUCGGUGAUGUGAGUAUGACGGCUGUCAGGCAACGCGAAGCUGCUAUCCGUAACGCGCCGGCGAGUACCGCUGCAGGUGCUGGCGAGGCAGAGAUGACGGAAACAACCCCUGUUGCAGGAGCUGAUUCUACGCAAGGUGCAGCGGCAGAGGGACAAGGCGAGGCGAUGGAAGAAUAAGCUUGAGCUCUAUGCUCAUUGUCACUUAGCUAUCUAGCAAAGAUGAGGAGGCCUAAAAUGCCUGGAAGCCUCCCGUCAAGUAGCCGAUAUUCUCAAAGCCCUCGAC
Protomyces lactucae-debilis is the source of this 1034-nucleotide messenger RNA. RefSeq names its product 20S proteasome component alpha 6 subunit Pre5. Bases 47 to 928 code for a protein of 293 amino acids. The record is from RefSeq and is a predicted model, not a curated record. The transcript is spliced from 3 exons. Gene Ontology annotation, cellular component: nucleus; proteasome core complex, alpha-subunit complex; proteasome core complex. Lineage: Eukaryota; Fungi; Ascomycota; Taphrinomycetes; Taphrinales; Protomycetaceae. Gene Ontology annotation, biological process: ubiquitin-dependent protein catabolic process.